AUGUCUGAGCCAUGUGAACGUAGAAAGCAACUGCGCAACCUGAACAGCAAAGCAUGGGGUGGUGAGCUGCUUGUCGUGGACUCCCCUGAUACCUCUUUGAAAAGCAACAUGGCUGUGCUCAAGAGACUAAGCUCGGCUAUCACGACAGAAACGCAGAAUACUUUGAUAGAUUUGAUCAAGAGAGUUUCACUCGAGAAAUAUCUGGACGAGUUGAUCCCGGCAACGGCAGACGGGCUUCUUUCUUUGAAGAAGAAGGACGCAACGGCUGCCGUUGAGGUGCUCUCCGUGCUGCAUCAACGAUUUUCGUCUCGCUUCACUUCGAAACUGGCAUUAUAUUUUUUCCGUUCGGUUGAGGACUUCAGAGAACCCGAGCAUCUGCCCGUCUUGGGCACUCUGCUGAGAUUGUACUGUGAAAUGUACUUGGUUGACCUUAUCCGAUUGGAUGAUAGUGUCGACAAGAGCAUGCUGCCACGGUACUUGGUGAAGUCUGACAGACCUCUUCUUCUGGCCUACGUCUCGCAGCUACUCUCUCAACACGCGAAUAACACAAGGCUACUUCCUAUUGUCUCAGGAUUCGUCAAGAAGUUUGAAGAUGAACUUCUUCGUGAGAAUGAGUUUUUAGGUCCGUCAGAAAGGCUGUCACUGGUCAAGCUCCUCACUAAGUAUAGUGAACAUGUAUGCAAAAUGACUGAAAACAUGCAUGAGCAGAUAUCCGGUCUAGUGAAUCAGGUCAAUGAGAUAUCACGAAAAACCGGCAAAGUGCCCGAAUCCCUUGAAUCCGAGCUCAAGGAGAAGAAAGAUGAGUUUGCCAAACUGGAAGCUUAUUCGGAAUUUGCACAUGAGGUGUUCUCCACUCGAAAACCCUCGCUGGCUCAGGAGGCGGAACCGACCGCCAAGAUCACGGCUAUCUCGGGACUAUCCGAAUCCAACCGUUGGGAGAGUGAGGAGCAGCGUAAAUUCUACGAAGAGGUAGCAGAUAUUUCUGAAAUGGUGGAUCCGAGCCUGCUUUUAAAAAGAGGGCCCGAUAUAGAAGAGAAAGGGGCUCAUAAAGACGUUUUCCCCACAUUUGUCAAACAGCUGGACGCUGCUACUACUGCAGAGGAGGUGGAUGGUAAAGCUCGCGAAUUUUGGCAGCAGGAGAUGUACAAUAAAUCUGCGGAAAGCCGUCUGUAUCGCCACGCGUUCUCGCAAGGUAUUAAUGCCAAAGCCUUUGCGCGGUUUCUGUGCAUCAACCGCAAUGUGUUCAAGUCUUUAAUUCAGAAAAUAGAAAGCAAAGCUGACGCAAUUUUAAAAGACCAAUUGACCAUGUCGCAUAUAGACUACAACACGGUCAGGCUAUAUUGUGAAAUGGCCAACUUCAGCUUGGUUCCGGGUACCAAAUUUUUGCAUAUGCUGCGGUUUCUAGUGGUAAACGUUGGGGAGGGAGUAGGUUUGGACCUGUUGACCCUGUUCUUCGACUAUUCCAGAUUUACCAUUCUCUAUCGACCGGAGUAUUCCGAGGACGUGAACAACUUAAUCCAUCUUCUUCAAAGUGUGACAAGCAGGCUGCAAGGAGACCGACAAAAGGCCGCGCAGGCUUUUCUGUCGUCGCUUGCUGUUGCUCAAGAGAAGGUGCAAGUCGGAACAGCGAAACCCAAGUUGCAAUUUCUCGAGUAUAUGCUCAAACGGGCUCUGCAAAACCAAGUCUUCUUUCCGGCCCUUCUCGAAUUCGAAUGGGACCACGAAUCGUAUACCACGAUCGUGGACUUCUUUAGCCAUCCAGAAACGAUAGCCUACGAUGAGAUCCCGGCCCUUGUCUCCUUGCUCAAAUACUUGGGCGAACAUGAUCCUGUACUGAUUACCGUUGUGGUUGAUGGUCUGAUUGAGGAAUUUCAAUCUGGAUUCGAACUAAACGAUUUCCGACAGAAUAGGAAGAGAAUGGCGGUUGCAAGCUACCUGGCGCAGCUCGCCGUUAAAAGGCUAAUAACGCCGCCACUCUUUCGAAAUCUGGUCAAGUACGCGAUUUUCGAAUCUGCCCACGGCGAUCCGUCCAACUGGUUCUGGGCGAAGAUGGUGUGCUUAUUUUUCGAACUCUCAAAGAAAGAUACGCCGCUGGAGUUGAUGCUAUUUGACUAUCAUCUGCUUCUUCAAGGUGAACUGCCUCUGGAUCUUCACUUGCGAGUAGUCAAGUGCUUUGAGUCGCGCGGCGCAACACGCGCACACAAUGUUGCGGAGGCAGCUAAACGGAUCAGCGAAAUGAGCAAAGCUAGCCGUCAGAUGCCUGAAUCUGAGCAGGAGGAUGAUGAAGAGCUGGAGCAGGAGACCGAUGAUCUCUCAGAAUCAGAAGAGGCUACAGAAGAUACUGGCGAUUCUGAGACCGAUGAUGACUCUGAGGAGGACGAUGACACUGAAUCUGAGCUGGACGAGAGCAUGAUCAACAAACAGCUCGAUAUGAGCAUCCAGUCAGAGUUUGACAGCAUGCUUGCCGCAAGUUUGAAAACUUCCGGUUCAACGAAUCCUCGUGCUCGUGUACGUCAGCCACUCGGCACCGCUGUUCGCAAAGACCAAACAGAAAACGGAGCCAACAAGUUUACGCUUCUAACGAAAUCGGGAAACAAGAUUGCGGCACGGAAGAUUGAGGUUCCGGACCAUGUAGACUUUGUUGCUGAGCAAUUGACCAAUGCAGAGCUGUGGGAGCGGGAGCGCGUCAGGAUCAAGGACUAUGUGCUCAAUCAGCACGAAUAG
Molecule: messenger RNA, 2724 nt
Organism: Ogataea haglerorum
Lineage: Eukaryota; Fungi; Ascomycota; Pichiomycetes; Pichiales; Pichiaceae
Exons: 1
Coding region: 1-2724 (907 amino acids)
Biological process (GO): nuclear-transcribed mRNA catabolic process, nonsense-mediated decay
Cellular component (GO): exon-exon junction complex; cytoplasm
Source: RefSeq, a predicted model, not a curated record